CACAUUGACUUUCGAGCAUGAUCUUUGCGAUAAGGUCUAGACACCGAGCAGCCUGGACUCGGGAAGGAAUCGUGAUCGACUCUAGCGCAAGAAAGGUGUUUCAUCUGGAAAUCGAUCAAGCAAAAAGCGCAGAUACACCGUACAUAAGGGGAAGCUGUUGAUGCUCACUGAUUCCAGACGAAGAGCGUGUGGCCUACAUGCAGUCCCCAACACCAACGAAAACGGAAAAUCAGUUCAUCUACAGUCAUGGCGCUGUACGGACCAACAAGCUAGCUCGCAAGUGUCAAUGUAUCCCCCAAAUCAGGAAUUGGGCCUACCACCCCGAGGGACUGGAAUGACAUUGGAUGGAGUGACUGUGCCAGCUCCGAUUCGCCCAUCCGUUCAAAGAACCCAAGAGUGGUACUCGGAGCGCGGCUGCAAAGCAAUCUGCCGAAACAACCGCUCAGUCGAGCUUGGACAAACACCUCUUCACAAUCCCGGAGAUAGACUGUAUCGCCCCUACAAAGAAGGCAUUAGCCUUAGGGUAGUAUCAGCCGACUCAACGGAGCUCACGGUUGUGUUUUGGGUGCUUCCACCAGCAUUACAACCAGCCCGUCCCUCUACCUCAUCCCCAGGCCGCAUUAGAAACCCCAUGUCUAUGAACCAUUUGGUCAGUCCCGCGAAACCAAACAAGAGAAUCACCAUCGAACGUCUAAGCCUCCAUGGAAGACAACGGAUGUUCUUUCCAGGUGACUCAAUACCAUCAAAACUGCGGGCUAGCCAGAAGCGCAGUCGAUGAGAUUGAGACUGGGUAGGGUCUAUAUUGACUCUUCAGUCCGGAGCAAAAGCCACUUCUUGAAGGUGCUGGAAAGCACCUGUGGAUAUUGCCGAACACCUGGAGCUAUACUACGACCGCCAGAAACGAGAACAUCCUCAGCAAACUCUCGACUUUGGAGCAAGACCUGACAGUAGAUCACCGAAACAAUUGAGCUGGCCGAACAAUCAGG
Molecule: messenger RNA, 986 nt
Organism: Aspergillus sclerotioniger CBS 115572
Lineage: Eukaryota; Fungi; Ascomycota; Eurotiomycetes; Eurotiales; Aspergillaceae
Exons: 2
Coding region: 161-778 (205 amino acids)
Source: RefSeq, a predicted model, not a curated record